Molecule: messenger RNA, 2257 nt
Organism: Tarenaya hassleriana
Lineage: Eukaryota; Viridiplantae; Streptophyta; Magnoliopsida; Brassicales; Cleomaceae
Product: probable receptor-like protein kinase At1g49730
Exons: 9
Coding region: 118-2157 (679 amino acids)
Biological process (GO): protein phosphorylation
Molecular function (GO): protein kinase activity; ATP binding
Source: RefSeq, a predicted model, not a curated record
CCUCUUAAUCUGCUUGGGUGUCACUGACCACAAACCUCAAAUGUCGUACUUGCAGGGACCUCGCAUUGACCUUUUAUAACGUCUCUCUCUCUCUCUCUCUCUCACUGGUAUUUGGUCAUGGUGGUUCGUGGGCAAGCUUUCUUGGUGGUAUUAAUGGCGUUUCUUGGAACCCAGUUGCCUUCAUUAAUGGCAGCAGAUUGCCCAUUGGACUUGAGUUCAUCAAACUUCACACUUGUGGCUUCUAUGUGCUCGAACAACAACGCCGAUCGAGGAAAAUGCUGCCGUUAUAUGAACGCUUUUCUCGCGGUAUCCAUCGCCCGUUAUGCGAAUUACACAACUGGUCUCGGGGUUACACCCGAUUUGUCUGAGAUCUGCCUUAGUUCCAUCUCUAGAUCCAUGGAACUAUAUGGAGUUCCCCGGAAUGCGACUGUUUUCUGUGGGUUAGGGACCAAGAUUCUCGUUAACUAUGAUUGUCAAGGCCGAACAACAGUAACCCAAAUGCUUCAGUCCCCGAGAUUUGGUGAAGUUUCGGGGAAUUGCAGACUCCCACUCUCAGGUGGAAAUGAAUGCAGGAAGUGCUUGAACUCCGCUAUCACGUACCUUCGGAACCUUAUAGGUGAAGAAACUAACGUUACUUUGAGUACUUGCCGUGAUGCUACUUACGUUGCAUUAGCAAGCCCGGCCGACAAUGCAUCAGCUCUUCUACUCGCUAGCUGUUUCUUUCAGGUCUCCGAGCUUAAUAUCCCUUCAGCUUCAGGAUCAUCGUCAUCUUCGAUAAGCCCGGGAGCUUCUACAAGUCCCGAUAUCGCUGUUAGCCCGAGCAGCAACUAUGUUAUCCAAUUGCCACCAAGUAAAAGCCAUCGAUCAUUCCACUUGACGGUAGUCCCCGUCAUUGGAAUCGCGGUUACAGCCACUGCCCUUAUGAUGCUUGUAAUCUUGAUAGUUCUUAUCCGUAGAAAAAGCCGGGAACUUGUUGACGACGAGAAGAAAGAUGGAAAUCCCACCAAAACUUUUCCUUCCCCGCGGCCCGUGUUGAAGCUUCACGAAGGCAAUUCUUCGGGUUUUAGGAGAUUCAACUUCAAGGAAAUGAAGAAAGCGACGGGUGAUUUCAACACCAUGAUCGGGCGAGGAGGUUUCGGGACCGUUUACAAAGCUGAAUUCAGCGACGGGUUUGUUGGGGCUGUGAAGAGAAUGGACAAGGUUUCCAAACAAGCAGAAGACGAGUUCUGCAGAGAGAUCGAGCUUCUCGCUAGGCUCCAUCACCGUCAUCUCGUCGCUUUGAAAGGUUUUUGCGUUAAAAAGAACGAGAGGUUUCUCAUAUACGAAUUCAUGGCGAAUGGAAGCUUAAAGGAUCAUUUACAUUCUGCAGAAAAACCUCCUCUUAGUUGGAGAACGAGAAUGAAGAUAGCAAUUGAUGUGGCCAAUGCAUUGGAAUAUCUUCAUUUCUACUGCGACCCGCCUCUAUGUCACCGGGACAUCAAGUCCAGCAACAUAUUACUCGACGACAACUUUGUUGCCAAGCUUGCUGAUUUCGGCCUUGCACAUGCUUCAAGAGAUGGCUCCAUUAGCUUUGAACCCGUUAAUACCGAUAUCCGAGGAACUCCCGGUUAUGUGGAUCCCGAGUACAUUGUAACUCAAGAACUGACAGAGAAGAGCGAUGUGUACAGCUAUGGGGUUGUGUUACUGGAAAUAAUAACGGGAAGAAGAGUGGUGGACGAGGGUAGAAACAUUGUGGAAACAUCUCAGCCUUUAAUGCUGCAGGAAUCGAGACACGGGGAUCUUGUGGACCCAAGAAUCGAGGACUGCAUAGAUGGGGAACAGCUCGAGACAAUGAUCACGGUGGUGAGAUGGUGCACGGAGAAAGAGGGACGGUUAAGGCCAUCGAUAAAGCAAGUACUGAGGCUGAUUUACGAGUGUUGUGACCCGUUGCAUAGCGGGUUUGAAAAGGCGGUAGAGGAGGAUGAAGGGAGAGGAGGAAGGAGGAGUGGCGGUGGCGGUAGGAAGAGACGGUCAGGGAGAGGAGAGGAUUCGUCGGGAUUUCAGAGUGGGGAUAUCAUCCGAGGCUUGCCUUCUUCGUCCAGCACGACUUCUCGGUCGCAUUGCAGCCGCAGUUUCCUGCUGGAGACGGGCUCUCCUACGAAUCAGGUCUCUUUCUGAGUCAUCCUUCUCCUCCUCCUGCUUCUGCUUCUGAAUAGUAUUUUUCUGGUUCUUUCUCAUUACAAUGUUAGAAACCAAACACAUUUUCUCAUAAUGCCAU